AUCCUUACAAGUAGUCACUCUCACACGGUUAAACUCUCGGCAGAAUGACAACUCAAACGCGCAACCUCUUUCACCACCUUCCACCCCCAGCAGAAUGCCUCGCUCUCUUCAUUGCAACUUUGGAAAUCGUCCCAUUCGGAAUCAUGGGCCUACGUAAUCCUACCUUCUUCGCCGACGGCUACGGACUUCCCAUUACAGGCGACUCCAGCACCUCUUCACCUUCUGCCAAGCGUGCGCCUGCAGAAAGCACCUGCGAAGAGGACCAGGAAACGAAGAAAGCCCUUGUCGUAGCGAUAGCGGCGCGUAACGUUCAGAACGGAAUUCUGUUAGCGAUCUUUGGACUGGUUUUGAGAGAUAGACGGAGUUUGGGGGUCGCAGUCAUGGCGGGUCUGGUCGCGACAGUGGCGGACACAGUUAUUGUUAGGGCCUAUGGGGCGCAGGAAAAGAUUGCAGGUCACUAUGUUGGUAUCUUCAACAGUCUGGCGAUUGGUGGUAGUCUGUUAUACUGGGGGCGGAAUGACCCCUUGUGGUGAUGACAAGGCGGCCAAGUUGAAAACAGUCAAAAGCGCGAAACGGAAAUUGCAAGUUGAGGCGCGUCGUUAAAGAGGCGUUUUUCCAAGAUCGCGAGUCGCCGUUGGAAGAAUGAUAUGUGUACAUGAAUCAGAAUACCAAUACGGCGACCGAUCAAGCGACCAACUUCUCAUCACUAUCUCCAUUCAGCUAAAUUUCUUCUUUACUU
Molecule: messenger RNA, 739 nt
Organism: Pyrenophora tritici-repentis Pt-1C-BFP
Lineage: Eukaryota; Fungi; Ascomycota; Dothideomycetes; Pleosporales; Pleosporaceae
Product: DUF4267 domain containing protein
Source: RefSeq, a predicted model, not a curated record